GAGAAAUUUUCUUAUUAUCAGCAGCACAUAUACAAUACGCACAUUAUAUAGCUUACGGCCACCGAAUAUCGACUAGUAUAUAGAAACGUUUAGUUUAAUAUUCAGUAAUAAGUUUCGAAAUAAUUUCAACGAGAAAUAGAUGAAGAACUAUUAUUUAAAAAAUUAGCAAGAAUCAUUCGAUAAACUCAGAUUGAUUUCUUGUCGACGAAGUUUGGAGAAUCUAUACUCGGCAUGGGAGUAUCAGAAGAUUUUGCACCAUCUUUUAUAAAGAAACCCCAACUCAGACAAGAGGAUGACGGCAAUCGCCUCAUUUUUGAAUGUCAGUUACUUUCUUCGCCUGUGCCAAGUAUUCAAUGGUAUCGUAGCGAUACCCUUGUAGUUGAGGAUGAACGAACAAAAUUCAAAAUUACUCCAAUUGGAGGAAACAAAUUUACAGUAUUAUUGGAAAUUGACGAUGUUAUGGACACAGAUGCUGGUCUUUACAAAGUUAAAGCAAAGAACAAUUCUGGCGAAGUUGCAGCUUCCAUAAAUUUGAAUUUUUCACGCGGCACUUUUUCUAUAAGUGACGAAACACCACAAAUCGACGGUUUUGCGCCGACUUUUGCAAAAAAGCCUUCAAUCAGACAAGAAGAUGAUGGUAAAAGACUGUUGUUCGAAUGUACUGUUAAAGCAGACCCACAACCAGUUAUAACCUGGUUUCACAAUGAAUCAGUUGUCAGCGAGUCUGAUCGCCAUAAGCUUAUUGUCAAAAAAGAUGGACAAUCCUACUUUGCAACGCUUGAGCUGAGAAACGUUACAGUUGAAGAUGCCGGCAAAUACAAAGUAAACGGCAAAAAUGAACUUGGUGAAAGUAAUGCUACAAUCAGUUUGAACUUUGACAGCGACGAAGCACCUAUACCAGAUGACGGAAUUAAGCCUACAUUUACAGAACGGCCAAUAAUACGACAAAGCGAAGAUGGUGGCAAUGUAGUUUUUGAAUGCAGAUGCGUUGGUGAUCCAAAGCCUACAGUAACAUGGUAUCAUGAUAAGAAUAAGAUAGUGGAAGGUGGGCGUUAUAAAAUGUCGCUGGUAUUGGAUCAGCAACUAUAUCACAUGGCAUACAUGGAAAUUAUGGACGUUGUCACAGGCGAUCAAGGUGAAUAUCGAGUCGUAGCACAAAAUGAGCAUGGAGAAGGUGCUGCCACACUAAAUUUAAAUUUUGAAGGAAGUUCUAAAAAAAUACCGGAUGGAAAAUCGCCAAGAUUUCCCAAGAAGCCAACUAUUCGACAGGAGGAAGAAGUAUUAAUUAUGGAAUGUAUGCUGGAGGCUUAUCCAGUUCCUGAAAUAUCGUGGUACCGAGCUGAUCAAAAAAUAGAAAACUCACAACGCAUUAAAAUGGAAUGUAAAAGUCAAUCAAAAGACGUCUACGUAUUAACAAUGCAAAUACAGAAUCCUACAAAAGAAGAUGGUGGCAAUUAUCGUUGCAAUGCUCUAAACGUGCUUGGGGAGAGUAACGCUAACAUUGCGCUCAAUUUUCAAGGUGCAAACGACGCAAAUGGAUUUGCUCCAUCAUUUAUCGAAAAACCCCGAAUCAUACCUAACGACUCCGGCACUUUAAUAACAAUGAAGUGCCGGUGUAAGGCCAAGCCCGAACCCACUGUAACGUGGUACAGAGGGAAGGAAGUGGUCAACAAAUCGAAGAAAAUCGAGAUAAAAACAUCGGCAAUUGGGGAAGAUGCUUACGAAUUAACUUUAGAAAUAAAGGAUCCUGGGGCAGCAGACGGUGGUACAUACCGUUGUAAUGUACAGAAUGAAUACGGAGAAUCAAACGCAAAUCUCAAUUUAAAUAUUGAAGCAGAGCCUGAGCCCGAAGGAGAGGGGCCAACAUUCGUCGAAAAACCUCGCAUUGUAUCUGAAAAUGCUGGCAAGUUAAUAAUUAUGGAAUGCAAGGUCAAAGCGGAUCCAAAGCCCACCAUUGUAUGGUACCGCAACAAUGAAGUGGUCAAAGAAAGCAAUAAAAUUAAAAUGUUUGUCGAACAGCGUGGAGAUCAGUAUUAUAUAAAACUUGAGGUGAUCGAUCCACAGCUGGAGGAUUCUGGACUUUACAAGUGCAACAUUAAAAACAACUUGGGUGAACUUAAUGCAAAUUUAACAUUAAACAUCGAGAUCAUUCCCGUCAUCAAGGACAAGCCAAAAAUAAUCAAAAUUAUCAAGAAACGAACGGUUGUUAUUGAGUGCACGGUUGCCUCUAAGUUCGAACCAAAGUGUACUUGGUAUAAGGAGUCCAAUGUUGUAAGCGAAAGCAAACGUCAUGUUUACCAAGUACAAAAGUCAAAGGAAGGCGAAUUUGCCGUCAAAUUGGAAAUAAACGAUGUAGAGGACACAGACAAGGGCGCAUACAAAUUGGUAGCAAGUAAUGAGAAGGGUGAGGCAGUUUCACAAAUUGUUCAUUUAGUUGACAUACCAGAGGAAGAGCGCAAACCACAAAAGCCGGAGAUAUCUCGUAAACUUACGGACCAAAAGGUAACCGAAUCGAAGACUUUCGAAUUGUCAAUAAAACUCAAAGAAGCUGAUCGUAAAUGUAAAAUUGAGUGGUACAAAGGAACUACUAUUAUCAGAGAAACGAAAGAAAUCACUACAACUUUCGAUGGUACUACAGCCCGUUUAACAUUCAGCACUGCGCGUAUGGAGCAUAGUUCCACCUACAGAGUUGUCGUAAGCAACGAAGCUGGUAAAGAAGAAUGUUCAUGUAAGGUUGUGGUAGAAAAGAAAUUGGAGAAAAAACAAGAAGAAGAGGCUGCGGAUGUAAAGAAGAAGACGGAAGAAGAAAAGUUAGAAGAGCAAAAAGAGACAGAAGAAAAAAUGACUAAUGGCACUGAGAAAGAAAGUCCAAUUGACCAAAACGAAAAGACUACUAAAAAGGCCGAAGACAAAAAAGCAUCCACCCAAAAAGAAGCCGAAGCCGCUAAAAACAUUCCUGAUAAGGUCACUGAGAAAUCCAUAGAAUUAGAAAAUAAGAAAGAAGAAGAACCCAAAGACAGCAAGAAGGAAACCAAAACACCAAAAACCAAAGAAUCUACUGAAAAGAAGUCACAAGAGCCCAAACCAAAGGAUGAGGAAACUAAAAAACCCAAAGCAAAGAUUCAAGAAAAAUCAAUUACUGAUGACAAAAAGGAGUCACCACAAGAGAAGCCUAAGGAAACUAAAGAAAAAAUUGUGCCAGAAAAACAAAUUAAGGAUGACCGAAAAGAAUCGGUAGACGAAAGUGCUGCUAAAGAAAAAAUAUCUGAAAAGAAAAAACCUGCCGAACCUAAACCUACCGAAACUAAACUUACCGAAACUAAACCUGCCGAAAAUAAACCUACAGAGCCAAAGAAACCUGAAGAAUCCACCAAAGUUGAGAGCGUUAAAGGUAAAACGCAAGCAACUAAAAAAGAUAAUGGUCCUGAAGAUAACCAAGACAUUCCAGAAAAGAAAGAGUUAUUCGAAAAAAUUGGUUUCAAAAAGGUUGAACAAAAAGCAAUCCCACGAAAGGUGGUUGACGAGCCAAAAGCCGUGGAAGAAUUUCCCAAACUCAGGAAGACUUCCAUUGCACAACCGAAAGAAGAGCCUAAGCCGGAGCCAACAAAACCUAAGACUAAGACAAAGACUAAACCCAAAUCCACGUAUGAAGAUCUUCCCGAAAUUCCAGACUAUGAACGUCCGCAGUUAGAAAAAUAUGAAAAAUCUGAGUUUGAUCCUUCAGACUUUAGCAGGGAACUAAAUAUUCCUAACAAAAUGGAAAAGCCUAUUUUAGACACUGCAAAGAAAACAAAGGAAGUAGUCGAGAAAACUGCAUUGCCAAAGAUUCAAACACCAGAAGAAAAAACUGUUGAGCAACCUAAAGGAUUUAAGGUUGGUAAGGGUAAAUUGAUAGAAGAUACUACCAAAAAAGAUUCUGCGACAUUGAAGCCGGUUAUAGUUGUUCCUGAGAAAUUGACCCCCGUUGAAGAAACUAAACCCGCCGAGACUGAUGUACCAAAAGUUCCUAAAGUUACACCACCAGCCCCGGGUGAGCCACCUAAAAUAGAAGUUAUACGUGAAAAGAGGCCAUCACUAGUACCUGAGCCAACCAGUAGACGAGGAUCUUUGGUGCCACCAGAAACGGGUCGUCGUCCGUCAUUAAUAAUUAACGAUGAGAAAAAACUUCGCCCUGGAGAAGUAAUGGACACGAAGCAUUUGAGACCUGGAGAAGUUGCUGAAGGACAGCAGGCAAGCAAACAACGUUCUUGGGAAAUGGGUGAUUCAAAACAGAAACGUCGUCCGUCGAUAGAUGUUCGCCGCCCAAGCAUACAGGAUCUUGAAGAUCUUAUUAAUAAGCCAUCAACACCUUUACGGGAAAUUGGUGAUGGCGGACCACCACAAAUUUUGGAUGUUCAGGAGUCGUAUUCGGUUGUCGAAGAUUCGACAGCCUAUAUGACGGUAGGUGUUGAAGGCAAUCCGGCUCCGACAUUUAAAUUUUACAAGGGCGUUAGUGAAAUCCUCGAGGGUGGCCGUUACAAGUUCUUAACAGAUGGCCAAACAAAUACCAUCACAUUAUGUAUGCGUAAGUGUAAGCCCAACGACGAAGGAAAAUACAAAGUUGUCGUAUCAAAUAUCCAUGGCGAAGAUUCCGCUGAAAUGCAGUUAUAUGUUUCGGAUUCAAGUGGCAUGGAUUUCCGCGCCAUGCUAAAGAAGCGUCGUUAUCAAAAAUGGGACAAAGAACAAGAAGAUCCAAAUUGGGGUGAUCUUAAGGAAACAGAAAAACCUAUUCCCGCACUUAAAAAAGUUGAAAGGAAGCAAGAAUCGUUCUUAAGUCCAUUGAUUGACCAGUUUGCAAAGGAGGGAAAAGACAAGAAAGUCGUGUUUGAAGCGCGCUUCAGCAAGCCAAAUUGCAAACCAAAGUGGCUCUUCCGCAAAGACGAAUGCUUCCCUGGCAGCAAGUACAAAUUCAAAAAUGAGAAUGAUACAUACCAGCUUAUUAUAUCAACUCCAAAAGUUGAAGAUACUGGAAAGUACACCAUAGAGAUUGGAGGCGUUUCAACUACUGCGUUUUUGAACGUAGAAGAAGCUGACCCAUCCUAUACAUUCACGAAGACACUGAAAAAGAAAAUGGAUGGUUUUACUCAACAUGAAACAAGCUUGGAGUGCUCAGUUAGUAGUAGCAUGGCUAAUGUCACUUGGUUGAAGGAUGGGGUCAAAAUCGAAUCGGACAAUCCCCGGUAUCUUAUUUCAAAGGAUAUCAAUGGCAAUCUGAAGCUCAUUAUAAAGGAAUGUGUGUUGGAAGAUUCUGGUGUUUAUACAUGUCAAUUAGACAAACAGCCCGACAAGACAGAAUGCAAAUUGAAGGUUGUCGAAUAUCCAUACAAAUUUGUCAAGGUAUUAAAGUCGCAGCAAUGCGUUGAGAAAGACACAGUUACCUUGGCUUGUGAAAUCGAUGACGCAGCCGGUGAAGUGCAAUGGUGGCGAAAUGAUGAGGAAAUUAAGCCUGAUAAACGCAUUCAGAUAGUUAAGGAUGGACGCAAACGCAAGUUAAUUAUAAAAGACUGCAAAGUGGCUGAUUCCGCAAUGUUCAAAUGUACUACAAAUGCAGAUAAAACCGAAGGCGAAAUUAUCAUUAAUUAUCAAAAUCGAUUUAACAAACAGCUUAAGAAUACAGAUGCAGUAGAAAGAGAAAAACUUGUAUUAGAAGUAGAAUUACAGGACCAGACAGCACCUUGUAUUUGGAAAUUUAAUGGCGAACCCAUCGAACCAAACGAUCGCAUUGAAAUUAAAAAUCUUGGCGGUGGUAAACAUCAAUUGGUAUUCAAUAGCUUAGAUAUGAAAGAUGCUGGUGAUAUAACCUGUGAAUCUGGUCAAUUAGUCUCAUCCUGUAAAUUAUCAGUUCGCAAGGGAGAAAGUAAGCCAAAUAUCGAUUGUCCAGACGUGUUUAACGGGCCAAUAUCCAGUCCAAUAGUAAUUGAAGUGCCAUACAAGGUUCUCGGCACUAAACAAACACCAGUUGAAGCUAAACUUAUGAAGGAUGGCAAACCUAUACCCGUUAAAGACGUAGAAGUUGCCAUAACCGAUGACAAAGUUACUUUCAAAAUUAAAAGACCAACCCGCGAAAUGUCAGGGCCAUACCAAAUUAAACUUUCGAAUGGGCAAGGUGAUGAUGUUAAAGAUGUGAAAAUUAUAUGCCAAGACGUGCCUCAACCACCAAGUGAUGUUGACGUUACCGACGUCUAUCAGACAUCUUGCAAAAUUAAAUUUACCGCUCCAAAAGAUGAUGGCGGCUCACCUAUUACGAAAUACGUAAUUGAAAGACAAGAUUUAAGUAAGAAACAGGUAUGGGAGCCCAUUGCAGAUGUACUACCAGAUGAGCCAUGCACAAAAAGUAUUGAAGAUUUGGUUCCGAAGAAACAGUACAGAUUCCGCAUUCGCGCUGUCAAUGCUAUCGGUUCCUCGGAGCCAGCAACUUUCAAGAAUACAAUUUUGGCUAAAGACCCAUGGGACGAGCCUGGAAAACCCAAAAAUGUUGACCUUACAGAUUGGGACAAAGAUCAUGCUGAUUUGAAAUGGGAGGCUCCCGAAAAUGAUGGCGGUGACGAAAUCACCUCUUACGUCAUUGAAUAUAAGGAGAAAUUCUCUAAUGAUUGGGUAACCGGAAAAGAGGUUAAUGGCGAUGCACGAUCCGGUACCGUUGAUGGUCUAAAAGAAGGCCAACAAUAUGAAUUCCGCGUACGUGCUGUAAACAGAGCCGGCCCAGGCGAACCCAGCGACAAAACAAAAGCUAUUAUUGCCAAAUGUCGUUUCGUUAAACCAUUCAUUGUUGGCGAUGAUCUUAAGAAUAUAACUGUUAAAAAGGGUCAAACUAUACGCUAUGAGAUCAAAUACGACGGAGAACCAGAACCCGAAGUUGCCUGGUAUAAAGGGUCACAACGAUUGGUCUUUGAUAAUCAGCGCAUAUGCUCUCAUCAAAUGGAACGAGUUACAUCUAUAACAAUUAAAAAGGCCUUGCGUACAGAUACAGACACAUAUAAACUGGUUCUUACAAACAGUUCUGGUACUAUAGAAACCAAAGCACAGGUAGUUGUCUUGGAUCGGCCACUUGCUCCUCGUGGACCGCUGGUUCCCAAAGAAGUUCGGGCCGAUCAUGUGACUGUGUCAUGGAAUCCACCCGAAGACGAUGGAGGCUGUGAAAUAACUGGCUACGCUAUGGAGCGUAUGGACGAAGAGACAGGUAGAUGGAUACCAGCAGGAGAGGUAGGUCCAAACGAUACGUCGUUCAACUUUAAGGGACUUACACCGGGAAAGAAGUACAAGUUCCGUGUGAAAGCUAUUAACAAAGAAGGCGAGUCUGAUCCUUUAGAAUGUGAUGAGGCAAUUGUCGCCAAGAAUCCUUAUGAUCCUCCAAGUGCUCCCGGCAAACCCGUUAUAGAUGACUACGACAAUAAGAGCGUAACGUUGAAAUGGAAAAUUCCACCCUCCGAUGGUGGUCGUCCAAUUACGCACUACGUUAUUGAGCAAAAGGAUAAGUUCUCACCAGCAUGGACGGAAGUAGCGAAAACUGAAGGACCCACACCCGAAUGUAAAGUUGAAAAUCUCAAAGAAAAGAUGGUAUAUAAUUUCCGUGUAAGGGCGGUGAACAAAGCGGGACCAUCAGAUCCUUCAGAACCUACGGAUAACCAUAUUUGCAAGCACAAAAACUUGAAACCUGAAAUCGAUCGGUCUACAUUUAAGCGUGUCACUAUAAAAAGUGGCCGUACUCACAAAUGGUCCGUCGAUGUUAUUGGUGAACCGGUCCCUGUCCUUAGUUGGAGUUGGCGAGAUAAUGUUCCAUUGACCACAGGUGAUCGUAUCAAAAUUGAAAAUGUCGAUUACCAUACAGACUUCACAAUAUCAAAUGUUGUAAGAAAGGACAGUGGCAAGUAUACCUUAAAGGCAGAAAAUCGUGUAGGUGUAGAUACAGAGACGAUUGAACUGAUAGUUUUGGGCAAGCCCAGCAGUCCGAAGGGACCAUUAGCAGUGAACGAUGUGACUGCAACAGGCUGCAACUUACAAUGGAAGAAGCCCGACGAUGAUGGUGGCAUUCCAAUUAAAGAAUAUGUUGUGGAAAAGAUGGAUACAGCCACUGGUAAAUGGGUUCGUAUUGGGCGUUCCCCUGGAGAAAAGGAACCUCCCAGCUUUGCUGUUACUGGCUUAAACCCUGGCUCAGAAUACAUGUUUAGGGUUUCUGCAGUUAAUGAGGAAGGCGAAUCAGAACCAUUGACUACCUUGGUUGGCGUGGUUGCAAAGGAUCCCUACGAUGAACCUAAUAAGCCAGGCACUCCAGAAGUGACGGAUUAUGACAACGAAAGUGUCUCUUUGAAAUGGACUAGCCCUACCAACGAUGGCGGUGCUCCAAUUGAAAAAUAUAUUAUUGAGAAAAAACCUAAGAAUCAAAAGAAUUGGGAGAAAGCCCUUGAGGUACCUGGUGACAAAUUAGAAGCAAAAGUUGGUGAUCUCCAGGAGUACGAGGAAUAUCAAUUCCGUAUUAUUGCUGUUAAUAAGGCGGGACCGUCACAGCCCUCCGACGCCAGUGCGCCACAGAUAGUUAAAUACAAAAAACUUAAACCAAGAAUUGAUCGCACCAAUCUAAAACCAUUGCUUAUUCGUUCCGGAAAACCAAUCAAAUACGACGUUAAUGUUCGCGGUGAACCUGUUCCCACAAUAACCUGGUAUCACGGCGACCAAUUACUUAAACCUGAGGAUCUACCAUCCAACUUUGAUAUCAAGAAUAUUCCUCACAACACCAAAAUUUCCAUCACAGAUGCUGUUCGCAAGCACACUGGCAUAUAUAAGAUACGUGCCGUUAACGAACACGGUGAAGAUGAGGCAACUGUUGAAGUUAAUGUGCUAGGUGCUCCGGGAAAACCCAAGGGUCCAUUGAAAGUGGAAAAUAUUACAAAGGACGGCUGCAAAUUGAAGUGGAAAAAACCAGAAGAUGAUGGCGGAAAACCAAUAACUGCAUAUCAAGUCGAAAAGUUCGAUAAGAAAAAUGGGCGUUGGGUACCCGUUGGUCGUAUACCCGGAAACGAAACUGAAAUGGAUGUCAAGGGGCUGCAAGAAGGUCAUGAAUAUCAAUUCCGAGUGAGAGCCAUAAACGAAGAAGGAGAAUCGGAUCCUUUGGAGACCGAUCAUAGCAUUAUUGCCAAAAAUCCUUACGACACUUCUGAUAGGCCUGGCAAACCCAAAGUUGUGGACUAUGACAAAGAUUUCAUUAAGUUGUCCUGGGAACCACCUAUGGAUAACGGAGGGGCACCCAUUACAGGUUAUGUCAUAGAAAAGAAAGACAAAUACUCACCACAUUGGGAUGAGGUUCUCACCACAGAUACACCUGCUACCCAGGCUACCGUUGAUGGUCUUACUGAGGGUAACGUUUACCAGUUUCGAGUUAGAGCUGUCAAUAAAGCAGGUGUUAGCGAACCCAGUGAUGGCUCUGAUCCACAAAUGGCUAAGCCAAGAAAUUUAAAACCGCUUAUAAACAGGGAGAAAAUGAAACCACUUAAAGUACGUGCGGGUCAAACAGUGAAGUUUGAUGUCGAUGUAAAGGGUGAACCGGCACCCACUCUAACUUGGUUCUUUAAGGAUUCCGAGAUAAUACCUAUCGAUGGGAUACGUAUUGAAUCUGAAGAUUACAAUACCAAAAUAACACUACUGGACUCUACUCGAAAAGCGAGUGGAAUAUAUAAGCUCAAAGCCGAGAACAUAAAUGGCGUUGAUGAGGCAGAAGUAGAUGUAACUGUUUUGGAUAAACCUUCGAAACCGGAAGGUCCACUAGAAGUAAGCGACAUCUAUAAUGAUAGAUGUAAACUUAAGUGGAAAAAACCAUUGGAUGAUGGCGGAAUUCCCAUUACCGGUUAUUUGAUUGAAAAACUGGAUACAGCUACAGGCCGUUGGGUCCCAGCAGGAACCGCCGAUCCUGAAAAGACUGAACAAGACAUUAAGGGUUUGGAGCCAAACCACAGAUACCAGUUCAGAGUAAGAGCAAUUAAUGAUGAAGGAGAAUCAGACCCAUUAGAAACUGAUUCGGCUAUAACUGCCAAAAAUCCCUACGAUGUAUCAGCUCCUCCAGGCCUUCCAGAAUUGGAAGAUUGGGAUGAGCACCAUGUUAAGCUGAAGUGGGAACCUCCAAUACGCGAUGGUGGCGCACCAAUAACCAGCUACACUAUUGAAGUUAUGGAUAAGGAUUCCGGAGAAUUUGUCAAAGCAUUUGAAACUGAAGGGCCUGUAUGCAAGGGGGUCGUCAAGAAACUAGAAGAGGGACACCAAUAUAAAUUCCGUGUCCGAGCAAACAACAAAGCUGGCGCGUCCGAACCCUCAGAACAAACGAACUGGCAUACUGCUAAACCUCGUUACCUUAAACCACAUAUUGAUAGAACCAAGUUGAAUCCUUUGACCGUCAAGGUUGGUCUCUCUAUUGACUUAGAUAUCAAUAUUAAAGGAGAACCAGCACCACAGGUUGAGUGGUUCUUCAAAGAUGGCCCUGUUAACGACGAGGGUAUAAAGAUUGAAAAUGUUGAUUAUAACACGAAGUUGUUUGUCAUGCGCGCAAAACGACCAAUGUCAGGAAAAUAUACAAUUAAAGCCACAAAUGAAGUUGGUGAAGAUGUUGCCGAACUUGAUAUUACUGUAUUGGGAAAACCAAGUAAACCUAAAGGGCCAUUACAAGUCAAUGAUAUUACUAAACAUGGCUGCAAAUUGAAAUGGGAGGCUCCCGAAGACAAUGGCGGCUGUCCUAUCGAUUAUUAUGAAAUUGAAAAACUUGACCCACAUACAGGUCAAUGGUUGCCAUGUGGAAAGAGUGGCGAGCCAAGUGCCAGAAUCACGGGCUUACAAGAAGGAAAAGAAUAUAAGUUCAGGGUCCGUGCGGUAAACAAGGAAGGAGAGUCUGAAGAUCUGGAAACAGAUAAACCAAUUAUUGCUAAGAAUCCAUUUGAUGAACCUGGAAAGCCUGGUCGACCUGAGCCCACAAAUUGGGACAAAGAUUUCGUAGAUCUAGCCUGGGAUCCACCAAAGGAUGAUGGCGGCGCACCAAUUGAAAAGUAUAUAAUUCAAAUGCGUGAUAAAUCCGGUAGGGCUUGGGUGGAUGCUGCUAUUACUCUGGGCAAUACUCCCAAAGGAACAGUGACUAAUGUUGAAGAAGGACACGAAUACGAAUUCAGAGUUGUUGCUGUAAACAAAGCAGGCCCAAGUGAUCCAAGCGAUGUCUCUAAAUCGGUCAUUGCAAAACCACGUUUCUUGAAACCUCACAUCGACAGACGAAAUUUACAAAAGAAAACACUAAGAAGUGGUCAAAUGCUGCAUGUUGAUUCAGUUGUUAAGGGAGAGCCACCAGCAAUUGUAACAUGGACUUAUAAUGACGAAGUUCUGAAAACAACGGAAAGAAUUAAAAUUGAGAAUGAAGAUUAUAAGACGACUUUGAUAAUUCCCAAAGUUAAGCGAUCGGACAGAGGUAUCUACAUAGUUACCGCCAAAAAUGACUCCGGUGUAGACACAGUUGAAAUGGAGUUAGAAGUUUUGUGCAGACCCAAAUCGCCUAAAGGACCUUUAGCUGUUUCUGAUGUUAGUGCUGACGGUGUUACCCUUAAAUGGGAAAAACCAGAAGAUGACGGCGGGGUACCUAUUGAGCACUAUGUUGUUGAACGAAUGGACACGGAGACAGGAAGAUGGGUACCAGUUCUAACAACCAAAACUCCGGAAGCAGAAGUUACAGGUCUUACAGAAGGAAAGGAAUAUAUGUUCAGAGUAAAAGCUGUAAAUGCUGAAGGUGAAUCAGAACCAUUGGUUACAGAUGUUCCCACCCUUGCCAAAAAUCCAUUUGAUCCUGCUGAAGCUCCUGGAAAGCCACAAAUCGUAGACUGGUCAGAAAAACACGUUGACUUAAAAUGGAAGAUACCUGACGAUGAUGGUGGAGCUCCAAUUACAGGUUAUAUAAUUGAGAAGAAGGAUUGCAACACAGGAAAAUGGCAAAAGGCAAUGGAAACGAAAUCGACUACACCAAGUGCUCGUGUUAAUGAUCUGAUUGAGGGUACCAAAUACCAAUUCCGAGUUAAAGCCAUAAACAAAGCUGGAGAAAGCAAACCAUCAGAGCCUUCAGAUCCAGUUGUUGCAAAAUGUCGCUUUGCACCACCAAAAAUAGAUCGUAGCAAUAUCAAAGAUAUUACCAUUAAGUUUGGUGCUCAUGUUCGUCUUGAUAUUAAAAUAUCUGGAGAGCCUCCUGCAACUAAAUCCUGGUUCCACAACAAAGCUCGCAUUGAAGGUGAUGACGUUAAUAUUGACUUGGAACCAUAUAAAACCAAAUUAACAAUUCCAUUUGCAAAACGGCUGCACACUGGAACGUAUACCAUAAAGGCUGAGAAUGAGUCAGGUCGCGAUGAAGCAUCUUUCCAAGUGAACGUUUUGGACCGACCCGAUAAGCCAGAAGGACCUCUGCGUAUCACGGAUGUGCAGAAAGAAGGUUGUAAAUUAAAGUGGAAUCCACCUCUAGAUACUGGCGGCUUGCCAAUUGAAUAUUAUAUAGUGGAGAAAAUGGAUGUAGAUACUGGUCGUUGGCUUCCGGCUGUACGCGUAAAAGAACCAUUUGCGGAAGUAAAUAACUUGGUAGAAGGUCAAGAGUAUAAAUUCCGUGUAGUUGCUGUAAACACCGAAGGAGAGUCUGAACCUUUGGACGGAGAUCACUCAAUCGUUGCUAAGAAUCCAUUUGACGUACCAGGAAAGCCUGGUGUUCCCGAUCCUGUUGAUUGGGAUAAGGAUCACGUGGAUCUUGUUUGGAAACCUCCAAUUAAUGAUGGCGGAUCUCCUGUGACCGCGUAUUCCAUUGAACAGAAGGAGGAAGGUUCAGACAAAUGGAUUAAGGCUAUUGAAGUACCCGCGCCCCCUUCAGGCGAAGAAUGCAAGGCCACAGUACCCUACUUAGAUGAAAACUGUAAAUACGAAUUUAGAGUGAAAGCAAUAAAUGCCGCAGGUCCUGGUGAACCUUCAAAUGCAAGUAGACCAGUAGUAACAAAACCAUCGAAACUGGCCCCCAAAAUCGAUAGGCGUAAUAUUCACACAUAUAAUCUGAAAGCGGGAGAAUCUUUGCAUUUGGAUGUCGUGGUCGAUGGUGAGCCAGCGCCUGAAAUAUACUGGACGCAAAAUGGAAAAACAAUUCAGCAAUCAUCUUCUAAAAUGGUUGAAUGCGUCCCCAAUAAAACAAAAUAUAUCAAUUCAAAUCUUGAGAGGAAAGACACUGGACUAUACAAAAUUGUGGCUUCAAACUUAUAUGGGCACGAUGAAGUGGAGUUCAACAUAAAUGUCAUCACAAAACCAUCGAAACCCGAAGGUCCUUUAGAAGUAUCAAACAUUCGGAAAGAUGGAUGCAAGCUUAAAUGGAAGAAACCCAAAGAUGAUGGUGGUGAACCAAUUGAUGGUUACGUGGUUGAAAAGUAUGAUCCCUCUGAAGGUGUUUGGAUUCAGUGCGGAAAAUCCGAUGUUCCUGAAUUCGAUGUAGAAGGAUUGAAACCUGGCAAUGAAUAUAAAUUUAGAGUUAAAGCUGUUAACAAAGAGGGCGAAUCCGAACCCCUAGAAACUCUAGGAACUAUUGUUGCUAAGGAUCCAUUUACAACCCCGUCCCAGCCAGGCGUUCCUGAACCAACAGACUGGACAUCGAGUAAAGUUGAAUUGGCAUGGCCAGAACCCGCCAGUGAUGGUGGAUCUCCAAUCACGGGCUAUAUCAUUGAAAAGAAAGAUAAGUAUAGCCCUCUAUGGGAGAAAGCUCUGGAAACAGACAGUGCCACUCCAUUUGCCACUGUUCAUGGACUCGUCGAAGGAAAUGAGUAUCAAUUUAGAGUUAUUGCUGUGAAUAAUGCAGGACAUUCAGAACCUUCGGAUUCGAGUAAAACGUUUGUGGCUAAGCCACGCUUCCUUGAACCGAAAAUUGAUCGUCGUUAUCUUCGAGAUACAAGAAUAUCAGCUGGAUCUCCUUUGAAGUUGGAAGCAAAUAUAACGGGAGAACCCGCUCCAAAAGUCGAGUGGAGAUUUGCAAACUGUCCAUUGCAUAGUGGCAAUACCAUUACUAUCGAUUCACCUGAUUACUUUACAAAAUUGGUUAUACGUCCGGCACAAAGAUCCGACUCGGGAGAAUACGUUGUAACCGCAACAAAUAGUUCUGGCAAAGAUACCGUUAGAAUUAAUGUCACUGUAACUGAUAAACCAACAGCGCCCACAGGACCUUUGAAUAUAUCAGAUGUUCACAAAGAAGGAUGCCAUCUCAAAUGGAAACGACCUCAAGACGAUGGUGGAAUUCCAAUUGAAUACUUCCAAGUUGAAAAACUAGAUCUUGAAACUGGCUGCUGGGUGCCAUGCUGCCGUUCAACAGAACCUCAGGUUGACGUUGUAGGUCUCAAACCUGGAAAUGAAUAUAAAUUUAGAGUUUCGGCAAUUAAUGCUGAGGGAGAAUCUGAAUUCUUGACCGGAGAUGAAUCUAUUAUUGCUAAAAAUCCAUUCGAUGAGCCUGAUAAACCACAAAACGUCCAUCCUACUGACUGGGACAAGGAUCACAUUGACUUAGCCUGGAUUGCUCCCGUAAACGAUGGCGGAUCUCCCAUUACGGGAUAUAUUGUUGAAAUGAGAGACAAAUACGGUCACUGGGAAAAGGCUUUAGAAGUUCCACCAGACACUACCAAGGCCUCGGUCACCAAUGUUGUUGAAGGCCAAACAUACGAAUUCCGUGUACUUGCCGUCAAUGCAGCCGGCCCUAGUGAGCCAUCCGAUGCAACACAGCCCAUAACUGCGAAACCUCGUAACAAAGCGCCACUUAUUGAUCGAACAAAUCUAUCCGAAGUUCGUAUCAAGGCCGGUCAAUCCUUUGGCUUUGAAUGCAAAAUAUCUGGCGAACCAGCACCAAAAACGAAAUGGAUCCAUUCGAAAAAAGAAGUGUAUACCAAAGAUAAUGUCAAGGUUGCCCAUGUUGAUUACAACACAAAACUAAAAGUUUCAAACGCUACCAGAGCAGAUUCAGGAAUAUACACCAUUCAUGCUGAAAAUGAUAGCGGAACUGACAGCGCAGAUGUAAAAGUAAUUGUGAUCGAUAGACCAUCACCUCCUAACGGACCACUCAAAAUUGAUAAUGUACAUGCCAACGGUUGUUCACUUAAAUGGAAUCCACCUGAUGAUGAUGGUGGACAACCAAUUUUAUCCUAUGUAAUUGAGAAAUAUGACGAAUUAAUAGGCCGCUGGACUCCAGCCGGUGAAACUGAUGAUAACACCCCAGCCUUCGAUGUUAAAGGUUUGACACCUGAUCACAAAUACAAAUUUAGGGUUCGCGCCAAAAAUCGACAAGGUAUAUCCGACCCUCUGACGUCUACACAGCCAAUGUUAGCCAAAAAUCCAUUUGACGAACCCUCAAAGCCCGGUGCACCGGUUAUCAAGGACUACGACACAGAUUUUGUAGACUUAGAAUGGACCCGCCCUGAAUGCAAUGGAGGCUCGCCAAUAACGGGAUACAUUAUUGAGAAGCGAGAUAAAUUUUCACUUGAUUGGGAGCCUUGUGCUCAAAUCGAAGGUGAUGUCACAUCUGGACAUGUACCAGAUUUAAUAGAAGGAAACAAAUACGAAUUCCGUGUUCGCGCUGUUAAUAAAGCUGGACCAGGAGAACCAAGUGAUGCAUCGGCAUCCCAUAUUGCACGACCAAGAAAUGUCCCACCUGUAAUUGAUCGCAACUUCAUGUCAGAUAUAAAAAUACGUGCUGGCAACAGCUUUGACUUUGAUGUUCCAGUGAGUGGUGAACCGGAUCCUACAAAGGAAUGGUCCCAAGACAACAAUUUCAUAAUAAAUACGGACCGUGUGAAGAUAGUUAAUGAUAAUAAUAGAACUAAAUUACGCGUCAUUGAUGCUAAGCGCUCGGACUCUGGUGAAUAUACACUUGUAGCUCGAAAUAUCAACGGAAUGGACAAAGCUAGCGUUAAAGUAAUAAUUUUGGAUGUUCCAUCGGCGCCAGAAGGACCACUACGUGCCGAUGACAUAACUAAGAGCUCAGCUACUAUUCGCUGGCGACCUCCUAGAGAUGAUGGCGGUUCCGAAAUCACACAUUACAUUGUGGAGAAAAUGGAUACGGAUGCUAUGCGUUGGGUUCCAGUUGGAGAGUCCACAGAUUGUCAAAUUCGUGCCGAUAAUUUGAUAGAAGGACACGACUACAACUUCAGAGUAAGAGCUGUUAAUAAACAGGGUACUUCUCAACCGUUGCUGUCCUCCCAAUGUGUCACUAUUAAAGAUCCAUUCUGCCGUCCUGAUAAGCCAGGUCAGCCACAAGCUGUUGACUGGGGCAAAGAUUUUGUGGACCUCGAGUGGCCAGCCCCCAAAAGAGAUGGCGGCGCUCCUAUUACUGGUUACAUCAUAGAGAAGAAACCCAAAUUUGGACAGUGGGAGAGGGCCCUCGAUGAACCGGUUACACAAACGAAAGCUCAUAUACCAAAUCUUACUGAGGACUGCGAAUAUGAAUUCAGAGUUAUUGCGGUAAAUAAGGGUGGACGAAGCGAUCCAUCAGAUCCGACUGUACCCAUAACUUGUAGACCACGCUUCUUAGCUCCAUUCUUUGACAAGUCACUUAUGCCUGAUAUUACUGUACACGCUGGCAAACAUCUUGGAUGGAAAUUGCCAAUCGUCGCAUCACCUGCUCCUACAAUAACUUGGUUAUUCAAUGGCCAAAAAAUUGAACCUUCUCCACGAAUUGAUAUGCACAUAUUCCAAAAUGAACUAACAUUUGAAAUUUCAAAUGCACUGAGAAGUGACGAAGGCAGAUAUACAUUGAUAUUGAAAAAUGAGCAUGGUUCGUUUGAUGCAUCAGCACAUGCAACUGUACUCGAUCGCCCAGGAAUACCAGUUGGCCCAUUAGAUGUGAGCAGGGUUACUCGCGAAGGAUGUCAUCUUUCAUGGAACGUACCAAAUGAUGAUGGAGGUUCUCCAAUAUUAUAUUACAAAAUUGAAAAAAUGGAUUUAUCGCGUGGAACCUGGUCUGAUGUUGGCAUAAGUAAUCAUACUGUCUAUGAUGUUACACGCCUAACACACCGAAAGGAAUACCUAUUCCGAGUUAAAGCCGUUAAUGCUAUUGGAGAAUCGGAUGCAUUGGAGGCCAACAAGAGUAUAGUUGCUAAAAACGAAUUCGAUGAGCCCGAUGCACCCGGCAAGCCAGACAUUAUGGAUUGGGACCGCGAUCAUGUGGAUCUUCAGUGGGCGACUCCAAAAUCAGAUGGUGGAUCUCCCAUUACUGAAUAUAUUAUACAAAAGAAGGAAAGGGGAAGUCCUUAUUGGGUAAAUGCUGUACACGUUCCACCAAACAGCAACACGGCCACCGUACCUGACUUAACCGAAGGACAAGAAUAUGAAUUUAGAAUUAUUGCAGUCAAUAAGGCCGGACCAUCUGAGCCAUCGGAAAGCUCGGAUAUGGUACAAGCCAGAUGUAGGCACUUAGCACCAAAGAUUAUUACUCCAUUGAAAGAGCUUCGCACUAAAGCAGGUCUUAUACUGCACGGUGAUAUUUCCUUCAUUGGCGAACCUAUACCAGAAGUCAUAUGGGAACGUAAUAACGUACCACUGUCAAGUAAUGAACGCUUCAGUAUUAACUCCGUUGGAUACCACACAAUUAUUCAUAUUGUAAACUGCCAACGAGCUGACUCUGGUCGAUAUCAUUUGCUUCUUCGAAAUGAUUCCGGUACGGAUGAAGGCGACCUGGAUAUUGUUAUUUUGGAUUGUCCUGGUGCACCAAUUGGACCACUUCAGUAUGAAGAAAUAACAGCAAACUCUGUCACAGUGUCAUGGAAACCACCUACAGAUGAUGGUGGCUCUGAAAUAACGGGCUAUGUUAUCGAAAAGCGCGAUUUAACUCAUGGCGGGGGCUGGGUUCCAGCAGUUACUUACAUUAAUGCUAAAUAUAACCAUUCAGUUGUGCCACGCCUACUUGAAGGCACGCAAUAUGAAUUUAGAGUAAUGGCAGAAAACGCACAAGGUCGAUCGCUGCCAUUGACAUCGGACAAUCCUAUAUUUGCGAGAAACCAAUAUACAGUUCCAGGAGCUCCCAGCAAACCUGAAAUUACAGACAGCGAUAGAGAUUUCAUAUCAUUUAAAUGGUCUCCUCCUAUUAGCAAUGGUGGAUCUCCUAUUAUUGGCUAUGAUAUCGAGCGCCGAGAUGUUGCAACUGGCCGUUGGAUGAAAAUCAAUAGUGAUCCGGUUCCAAAUACAAAGUACACUGAUGAUCGCGUGAAAGAGGAUCAUCAAUACCAGUACCGAGUAUCUGCUGUAAACGCCGCUGGUAAUGGAAAACCAUCCGAUUCGUCUGCUGUAUUCUGCGCCAAACCUAUGAGAGAAAAACCACGUUUGAAUUUGGAUGGCAUUAUGGGACGCAAGAUCAAAUUGCGGGCUGGAGAGACUCUUAACCUUAAUAUACCGAUUUCGGGAGCCCCAACGCCAUCAGUUGAAUGGAAACGCGGUGAUCUAAAACUUCCACAAACUAACCGUAUAUCCUACAAUACGAAUAAUGGGUUCACUGUACUGCGUAUUGAAGAUAUUGCUAGAGAAGAUGGUGGUGUUUACAAUGUUGCCUUAAGUAAUGAAUACGGAAAAGAUGCUGCAGAUAUUGAAAUUAUUGUUGUUAAUAAACCAUCUCCACCGUUGGGUCCCUUGCAGUACAUUGAAACGGCAAAUGACCACAUUUCACUCAUGUGGAAUCCACCUAAGGACGACGGUGGAAGUGAAAUUGUGGGUUAUAUUAUUGAAGUAGCUGAAUAUGGUUCCGAUGUCUGGCGCCCAGUCUCGGGUUACUGUCCUAAGACCAAUUAUACCGUCAAAGGGCUUUCCGAGGGGAAAAAAUAUGUUUUCCGCGUUAAAGCUGAAAACAUAUAUGGUGUAUCUGAGCCCUUAGAGGGCAAACCAGUGGUUGCGAAAUCGCCAUUUGACCCUCCUGGCCCUCCCAGCCAGCCAAAGGUUACUGCUUAUUCACCUAGUUCAGCAAGUUUAGAAUGGCAUCCACCAGAAUAUUGUGGUGGUAAACCUAUCAACGGUUAUAUAGUUGAGCGAAGGGAACGUGGAGGCGAAUGGAUAAAAUGCACGAACUAUCCUACACCGAAUACAAGCUUCACUGUGUUAAACUUACACGAUGGUGGACGUUAUGAGUUCCGAGCAAUUGCUGUAAACGAUGCCGGACCAGGACAGCCUUCUAAACCUUCGGAUAGUAUAACUGCUGAACUGCAAAGAAAUGUUCCGGACGCCCCUGAAGCACCUAAUACUGACCGCAUAACUAAGGGCAGUGUAACUCUUUCUUGGCGACCUCCAAGAAAUGACGGCAGAUCGAAAGUGAAGGGGUAUUUCCUUGAAAUGAAACCCAAGAAUUCUAACAAUUGGGAAAUGGUAAAUGAGCUUCCAAUACGGGGUACGAUUCACACAAUUCCUAAUUUACGGGAAGGCGAAGAGUACACAUUCCGAGUAAUAGCUCUAAACGACGUCGGUCGUUCGAAUCCUUCAAAACCAUCUCAGCCCGUCAUUGUUGAAGAACAACCCAACAAGCCUUGCAUGGACUUAGGAGGUGUAAGAGAUAUAGAAUGCCGAGCGGGCGAAGAUUUUAGCAUUCAUGUCCCAUAUGUAGGCUUCCCGAAACCAACCUCUCAAUGGCAUGCCAACGACAUCCUUCUUCAAGAUGAUGGAAAGCGCUUGUUCCAUCGUUUGACUGAUGACGCAGCAUCUCUUAUAGUUAAGAAUUCAAAUCGUUCCGAUACUGGACAAUACAGGCUACAGUUAAGAAAUCCGUCCGGCUUUGAUACAUGUACUGUAAACGUCAGGGUAUUGGAUCGCCCGCUUCCUCCGACAAACUUGCAUGCUGAUGAAUUUGCUGGCGAUGCUUUGACUUUAUAUUGGCAUCCUCCUAAGGAUGAUGGUGGCUCACCGAUUACAAAUUAUAUUAUUGAAAAGAAGGAAGCAAUGUCCUCUAAUUGGACUAAGGUUAAUAGUUACUGUACAGUUCCAUUUGUACGCAUUCGAAAUUUGGCAAUCGGAAGGGAGUACGACUUCCGAGUAAUCGCCGAAAAUAAAUACGGCAAAUCUGAUCCUGCAUCUACUUCUGAACCAAUUAGAGCUAAAUAUCCAUUUAGCGUACCUCAUGCACCUGGAGUUCCGAAGUAUAUAGAUUCCACUGAAGAUAGCAUAACCAUUUCGUGGACUAAACCAAAACAUGAUGGCGGAUCGCCAAUUACUGGCUACAUUGUAGAAAAACGUCUCAUCAGCGACGAUAAAUGGGUAAAGGCAAUACAUUCUCUGUGUCCAGAUACGACAUUGAAAGUGCCUAAUCUGAUAGAAAAUGCUGAAUACGAAUUCAGAGUAGCAGCACAUAAUCUAGCUGGUCAAUCACCUUAUAGCGCAAGUAGCGACCCAAUAUAUUGCCGUCGUCAACCACAUGCUCCCAAAAUUACGUCCGAUUUAUCGAUUCGUGAUAUUAGUGUAAUUGCCGGAGAGGAAUUCCGCAUCACUGUACCAUAUACUGCGAAUCCAUUGCCAACAGCUUCAUGGAAUGUCAACGGCCAGGACAUCAUGCAGGAUGAUCGUAUAAAGUUCAUAACUGACGAAUAUAGUACUGUAUACUACAACAAGUGUGCAAAGAGGUCUGAAACUGGAACAUACAUAAUAACUUUAGCAAACAGUAAAGGAAACGAUUCUGCUUCUUGUUACGUUACUGUAUUUGAUAAGCCCAGUAUGCCACAGGGUCCUCUAUCUGCAUAUGAUAUUACACCUGAUACCUGUACACUGUCAUGGAAGACGCCACUAGAUGAUGGGGGUUCACCCAUCACCAAUUACGUUGUAGAGAAGCUAGAUAAGAGUGGCACAUGGACCAAAGUAAGCAGCUUUGUGCGAAACAUCCACUACGAUGUAAUGGGUCUGGAACCUGGUUUCAAAUAUAGUUUCCGUGUUCGUGCUGAAAACCAAUAUGGUCUCUCGGAACCGCUGGAAAUGGUUGAUAGUAUUGUAGCUAAACAUCAAUUUACAGUUCCUGAUGCUCCUGGUCAGCCUAAAGUUAUCGAUUGGGAUUCGGACAAUGUAACUCUUUUGUGGUCUCGUCCAAACAACGAUGGCGGCUCCCGCAUACAGGGCUACCAGAUUGAGUACCGUGAUGUUCUCAACGACUCGUCAUGGAACACCUAUGAUUUCUUGAUAAAGGAUACGAAAUACCAAUUAUAUAAUCUCACAAAAGGCUGUGAAUAUGAAUUCCGUAUCAAAGCUAAAAAUGCGGCCGGUUUUAGCAAACCGUCAGCGCCUUCUUCCAAGUUUAAACUAAAGGGUAAAUUUAGUGUACCAUCGGCUCCUGGAACACCACAAGUCAUUAAAGUUGGCAAAAGUUAUGUCGAUCUUAAAUGGACAAAACCACAUAGUGAUGGUGGAUCCCGAAUUACUGGAUACAUUGUCGAACGUAGGGAUAUUGGAGGCGCUGUGUGGAUUAAGUGUAAUGACUACAAUGUUCUGGACACUGAAUUCACUGCCAUCAACUUAAUCGAAAUGGGUGAUUAUGAAUUCCGCAUUUUCGCUGUUAACGCUGCUGGCCGAUCUGAACCAAGUUCAUGCACAAUGCCAAUUAAGGUUUGCGAAGUUUUGGGAGGUGAAAAACCCGAAUGGAUUACAAGACUACACGAUCGCAUAGCUCCGUAUGGAAAAGACUACACGUUGCAAUGUAAGGCGACCGGAAAACCUGAUCCAGUUGCAAGGUGGCUUCGAAAUGGCAAAGAAAUUCAGAUGAAUACUGGCAGAUUUAGUUGUGACAGCAAGGACGGUGUGUUUAGUUUGCACAUCAGUUCCGUUCAAACGGGCGAUGAAGGAGAUUACACUUGCGAGGCUAUAAACUCGUUGGGCUUCGUUCAUACCUCUGGAUAUCUUAAGAUAGGAUCACCGCCAAUAAUACAUAGGUGCCCAGAAGAACUGUUCCUGCCAGAAGAUGAUAACACAAAGAUUAAGAUAUUCUACGGUGGGGACCACCCAAUGCAAAUAAAAUUGAGCAAAAACCAUGAGCCCGUGGUAGAAGAAGAUGCUCAUUUGAAAAUAACCAUAUUCGAUGAUUAUGUUGCUAUAUUUAUACGUGGCAUAGUGAAGUCUGAUGCAGGGCAUUAUGAAAUGGAGUUCUCAAAUGAUUCUGGCAAAGCAUCUGCUCAAUUUGUAGUAAAUAUAACAGGAUUGCCAUCGGCUCCAGUAGGACCUAUGCAUGUUUCCCACGUCAACAAACAUUCGUGCUACCUGAGUUGGCGUCCUCCUACCUAUGACGGUGGGCUUCGUGUAACACACUACGUCGUGGAACGAAAAGAUACCACUUCUCCUCACUGGAUAACAGUCUCAACGUUCUGUAAAGACACAUCCUUCAAUGUUCAAGGCCUUAUUGAAAACCAAGAAUACUUAUUCCGUGUUAUGGCCGUGAACGGUAAUGGAAUGGGUGCACCUUUAGAGGGUGCUAACCCCAUUAAAGCCAAAGCACCCAUUGAUCCUCCUUCACCCCCGAAAGUACCAACAGUCACUGAAAUUGGAGAAGAUUUUGUUCAUUUGGAAUGGGGAAAACCAGAUUCAGAUGGAGGUGCUCACAUUCAAGGCUAUUGGAUAGAUAAACGUGAAGUUGGAAGUGAUACAUGGCAGAGAGUAAAUAUAACAAUAUGUAGUGCCAAUCAAAUCAAUUGUCCUAAUCUAGUUGAAGGACGUCAGUAUGAGUUCAGAGUCUUUGCACAAAAUGAAGCCGGUAUAUCAAGGGAAUCGAUGAAUUCUUCAGCUGUUAAAGUGAUAGAUCCAAAGGCUGCAACUGCACCUAUUUUCGUAAAACCUUUGAGAGACGCUCAAUGCAUACAAAAUCAUAAUGCCCAAUUCACGUGCACAAUCACAGGCAACCCGAAACCAACAGUUUCUUGGUACAAGGGAGCACGAGAAAUAUCGAACGGAGCGCGGUACCAUAUGUAUAAUGAUGGCGACAAUUACUUCCUAAUUAUUAAUAGCGUGUUUGGUGAAGACGCAGAUGAAUACGUUUGCCGGGCUGUUAACAAGGCGGGAGCAAAAUCAACGCGUGCCGCCCUAGUGAUUGCAACUGCACCAAAACUGAAUGUUCCACCACGCUUCCGGGACACAGCAUAUUUCGACAAGGGUGAAAAUGUAGUGGUAAAAAUUCCAUUUACUGGUUUCCCUAAACCCAGAAUUCACUGGAUACGAGAUGGCGAAAAUAUAGAAUCUGGCGGCCAUUAUCACGUUGAAACCAAAGAGCGUCACGCAGUACUAACAAUACGCGAUGGAUCGCGUCUUGAUUCCGGUGUAUAUAAAAUUACGGCUGAAAACGAUUUGGGCUCCGAUGCUGCUACUAUUGCAAUACAGAUAAGUGACCGCCCUGAUCCACCACGUCUUCCUGUAAUUGAAAAUAUUGGCCAGGACUCAUUAGCUCUCAGUUGGAAAUCACCCUCGUGGGAUGGCGGCAGUGAUAUAACUAAUUACAUUGUAGAGAAGCGUGAGCAUCCAAUGUCAUCAUGGAUUCGCGUAGGAAGUACACGAUUUACCACAAUGGCCGUGACAGCUCUCACUCCAAGCAAAGAAUAUGAAUUCCGCAUUUAUGCUGAAAAUGUCUAUGGCGUUUCUAAUCCUUCCGAAAUAAGCACUUUGGUUAAAACAAAGGAAGCCCUUCAUAAAAAACCAAGGGAACGCAAAUGGGAAAUUGAUGAACAUGGAAAGAGAGUACGAGGAAAAGCGGACGGUCCAGUUAAAGACUAUGAUUCAUAUGUCUUUGAUAUCUACUCAAGAUAUGUACCACAACCAGUUGAAAUUUCACAUGACAGCGUAUAUGACAAAUAUGACAUAUUAGAAGAAAUAGGUACUGGUGCCUUUGGAGUAGUACACAGGUGUCGAGAACUAAAAACGGGAAAUAUAUUCGCUGCCAAGUUUAUACCGGUUUCUCAUGCUAUCGAAAAAGAUAUGAUUCGCCGAGAAAUAGAUAUAAUGAACCAACUUCAUCACCAGAAAUUAAUUAACUUGCAUGAUGCCUUUGAAGACGAUGAUGAAAUGGUUUUGAUUUUGGAAUUUUUGUCUGGCGGAGAAUUAUUUGAACGAAUCACUACAGAAGGCUACCAGAUGACAGAGGCUGAAGUAAUGAAUUACAUGCGUCAAAUAUGCGAAGGCAUUAAAUACAUGCAUGAAAAGAAUAUAAUACAUCUGGAUAUAAAGCCCGAAAACAUAUUGUGUCAAACGCGCAAUAGUAACAUUGUUAAACUUAUAGAUUUUGGGCUUGCAACACGACUUGAUCCAAACGAAAUGGUCAAGAUAACUACAGGAACCGCCGAAUUCGCAGCACCUGAAAUUGUUAACCGCGAACCUGUUGGCUUCUACACCGAUAUGUGGGCAACUGGCGUUCUAACCUACAUAUUAUUAAGUGGGCUAUCACCAUUCGCAGGGGAAAAUGACAUUAAAACUUUGAAAAAUGUAAAAUCAUGCGAGUGGGACUUUGAUGCGGAAGCGUUUAGGUAUAUAUCCGAUGAAGCUAAAGACUUUAUUCGCAAAUUACUGGUGGCUAAUAAGGAAAAACGAAUGACUGUCCACGAAUGUCUUCUGCAUCCAUGGCUGACCGGUGAUCAAGCAGACCGAACCAAGCAAAUUCAACGAUCCCGUUACCUUGCAUUCCGCGAUAAACUUCGAAAGAGAAACGAUGAAUGUGGAAAUUACCUUCUUCCCAUUGGUCGGAUUUCAGAAUACUCUUCCCUGCGCAAGCUUCUUAUGGAUAAAUACAAAAUCUAUGACACAACGUUCGAUCGUCGGCAAGCUGCUCCCCGCUUCGUUAUUCGUCCAUCAUCACAAUUCUGCUAUGAAGGACAAAGCGUUAAAUUCUAUUGUCGCUGCAUAGCCACUGCAACUCCGACACUGUCAUGGUCACAUAAUAAUAGUGAAUUACGCCAGAGUGUGAAGUUUAUGAAACGAUACGUUGGUGACGAUUACUACUUCAUUAUAAAUCGUGUUAAAUUAGACGAUCGGGGCGAAUAUAUAAUUCGUGCAGAAAAUCAUUAUGGUGCACGUGAGGAAGUUGUGUUCCUAAAUGUACAACCAUUACCUAAGGAACAGCCUAGAUAUGUUCACGAAUCAACACCAGUACGUCGUCGUGAACCAUUGCCCUAUACAUUCUGGCAGGAAGAAUCUGAAUCCGUACCGUACUUCACAUUCCUGUUGCGACCACGUGUCAUGCAAUCUCGCGACACAUGCAAACUCCUUUGCUGUCUGAGCGGUAAGCCCGUGGCAGCUGUAAAAUGGUAUAAAGAUGGCCGAGAAUUAAGCAAAUACGAAUAUGCCAUGACUCACUCUGAUGGUGUCGUCACAAUGGAAAUUAUUGACUGCAGGCCCUCAGAUUCUGGAAAAUACACAUGCAAAGCAACCAAUUGCCACGGUUCAGAUGAAACUGAAUGUGUUGUAAUUGUAGAAGGAAUUUGAUACCCAACUCGGAUGUAUUAGAUUUUUGAAUAUACGAACUGCGUGCGACUUUAUCUUUGGAAUGUUUAUAUAGGCUUACGGUAUAAAUAAAAGUUUUAACGCAUACAAUUUAAAUCCUUUA
This is a messenger RNA of Stomoxys calcitrans (stable fly), 25582 nucleotides long. It is a transcript of the gene bent, whose product is annotated as twitchin. Gene Ontology annotation, molecular function: protein binding; ATP binding; protein kinase activity. NCBI's taxonomy places the organism in Eukaryota, Metazoa, Arthropoda, Insecta, Diptera, Muscidae. The record is from RefSeq and is a predicted model, not a curated record. Bases 232 to 25461 code for a protein of 8409 amino acids. The transcript is spliced from 35 exons. Gene Ontology annotation, biological process: protein phosphorylation.